Molecule: messenger RNA, 1576 nt
Organism: Xenopus tropicalis (tropical clawed frog)
Lineage: Eukaryota; Metazoa; Chordata; Amphibia; Anura; Pipidae
Source: RefSeq, marked predicted
UCUAAAUCUAUCAUGGCUUCCCUGCUACAGGAUAUACUGUAUGAAGUCCAGGGCCAAGCCCCUGCUCCCAACAAAGACUUCCACCAUCUCAUCAUCACAAAAACUCAGGUAAUACUAAGAUCCUGGAAGAUUUCUGUCCGUGCUGAGCACAGAAAAGUUUUGCCACGAGAAGUAAAAAAAACGCACAGUGAAUUCUUGGAGGACAGUGGCUUUCAAAAGCAGGUACAAAGGAUCUUUGGCAAGGACACAGUGGAAUAUGUGCUCAGUAUGUGCAGGGGAAACUGUGAUUUCAUAGUCCGACUCCCAGAUGAUCUCAAGAUUCGUAUUUUGUCUUUUCUUGACACAAAUGACAUCAAAAAUACAUCAGAAACAUGCAGAGCUUUUCAGAAGUUGUGCAGCACUGAGGAGUUUUGGGAAAAAAUCAAAGCAAGGCAAGAGAAACGUAUGAGCACUGUUUCCCGACUUGGCUUUCCAGGUUCUCUAAAGAUAAGGAAUACAAAGCAAAUGUCAGAGCAUUUAGCCUGGAUGCAGAGAAGAAGAAGCACUUUGUUUUGAAGAAAAGCGAGUAUUCCAACAAGAACACAUAAUAAAAUCCUUCAAAUCAGCCAUGUUAGCAGAGAACUAAACCCUAAAAAUGAAUAUGGCUAAAAAUGCCAUAUUUUAUAUACUGAUCUUACUGCACCAGUCUAAAGAUUCUCUAUACUGUUCGAGGCCUUGUCACAGAAGUUCCUAUUUUGUUAGGAGUGUCAGUGACACUUAUAUGCUCAGUAUGCUCUGGGCAGCUGUUGAGAAGCUAAUGAUUAAAUUCUGAUAUUAACGGCACUGCUUUUAGAGCCCCGAUUGUGAAGACAUACAAUUUCUUUAAAAAACAAACAAACAAACAAACAAACAUGUUUUUAUCCAGUGUUUUAACCCACAUUAGGGCCUUUUAUCAGGGUCCUUGAUAAAGGUCUUAGUAUGGGCCAAAACGUUGGAUACACAACUGUGCUGAAUAAAGUACCAUCAUUCACAAGAAAUGGAGUCCUGGUCAUUCUAUAUCAUAUUAUGACUAAGCACACAAUAUCAGAUUGAAUACAGACAUUCACUAUGUAUAUAUAAAAUAUGUUUUCAAUAGAAAAAAAAAAUAUAUUCCAACAAACUUUUUGUAAUCCCACUGUCCAUUUGGAGCAGGCAUGUUUUUGACUUCUUAUAUCAGAACUGAGACUCAAGAAGUUGUUAACACCAAAAGAAAUAAAUCCACAUUUGUCUGAUUCAGUGGAAGAAACAGAUAUUCCUAAAAAUGUUAGGCAAGUUGCUUCAUACUGCAAACUCCUACUCUGCCGUUUGAAUGGUGUGGCUCUUAUUCAUGCUACGUUCCUCAGAAUUGUUUGUAGAGGACUCAAAUACUUAUUUUCCACUUCAGUUAAAAACACGUUUCCCCCAUAAACCUGAUGUUCUCUGGUUUUAUCUUGAUUUAUUCUAUUUAUUCUAUCUUUUUAGUUUAUAUAUAUAUAUAUAUAAUUUUGAGUUGUAUGUUUAUCAUGUGUGACUUUUUUCUUUAUUUUUAAAAUAAAUCCAAUAAAAAGUUAUCAAAAAA